GGCGUGGCUUGUUUACACCACUGAGGAGUAAACAUGGUGCAAAGUCUUGCUGAAAUGAUUUAUGAUUAAGUCGCUAGCCUAGCUCACCUACAGUUCUUCCUUAUGACUCACGCUCUAAGGCAAAACUGCGGCAGCUUUCUGUACGACAGUAUCAGCCGCGAGUGGCUCUCAGAAGAGGAGAGACAAGCUUUUGACAGAGGUGACUUGAAAAGCCACACAAGUGAGACAACAGGUGCAACUAUGGGGGACAUUGAAGAGAGUGUGUCUGGUCUGCCCAAAGAGUGGCCGCUGUUUGACUCUCCAGUGCUCAGCAGUGUACGCGUGACUGGCUUUGUGGAGAAGAACGGAAUCACUUACUUCACGGUGUGUCCUGUGCUGGGAGGGUUCCAAUGGACAGUGUUGCGGACCUACCAACAGUUUGUGGAUCUGCACAAAGUGCUAGUGAGUCUGUACGGAGUGGACCGUCAGCUCCUCCCAUCGCGAGGAGUGCUCGGUUUCUUUGCCAAGCUCAAGAAAGGGGAACUAAUGGAAACCCAGGGUGUGCUGGAGGGCAUGCUCAUGGCCGUGGUACAGAACUGUCCAGUCGCUCCGACAGAGCUCUUCAAGUUUCUGGAGUACCCGUUCUGUGACGUUCUGAGUGUGACCCAGGGCCUGGCCCGCUUCUUCUAUCAGCAAGGAGAUGUUGUGAUUGCCCAGGACAAGGCAGUUCAGAUGAGCCCUCUACAGCUGCACUGUAUGAAUCGGAGACUCUUCCUACCCAUGGCCUCGAGUGAAAGUGGCAAAAUGAAGGAUGAUUUCGGACAUCUGUUAGAUUUUGUUCAGAACCUCAAGAAGCUCAAGAUAGCACCGCCAGCUGAAGAGUUGUUUGCAAUACGUGAACCCGGCCAGUUGACUUUUGACCUAUCACUAAUGAAGUCCAUCACAGUGCUUUUUGUGGACAGUAUUUGCAUGCACCAGUUCCAGGGGAGACAUCAGUUCCCAGGGCAACUACAAGCUCUGGAAGUUCGCAGAACCAUCGCCUCCUUGAAGGAGAUACUAGUUGUGUUCUCUCCCUCCGAUGUCGAGUAUUGUGACGAGGCGUCCAUGUUUGAAGCUCCGCCUAACUACGUUCCCAAGCCAAUGCCGAAGCCGAAGCCGUCACUCUCUGAACCAGAUUACAGUCGAGCCUUGAGGUGGAAUUACUUGAGGCAUGCCAACUUCAAACUAAACCAGCUAACCAAAAUCGACGAUAGUUUGAAACUUUUGCCCUAUCUGGAGAAACUGGAUCUGAGUUUCAACUAUAUCGAAGAUAUCGAGAACCUCACUGAGCUGCCCCACCUCCGAGUGCUUGACCUCUCCCGCAACAAGAUCUCUGACCUGAGCAACCUACACAAGAAAAUGGGCAAUGUCAAGAAACUCAGUCUCUCCAGCAACUCAAUCAUUUCACUCGAAGGAGUGGAGAAGACAUUCUCACUCGAGUAUUUCGACUUGGGGAACAAUCACAUUUCAGACGUGGCUGAAGUUGGGAGGCUGUCACGACUAGCCAACCUAAACUAUCUGAUCCUCCAAGGCAACCCGCUCGAACAGUCCCCUUCUUAUCGAUCGCAGGUCUUCAGUCAGCUGCCCAAGACAGACGAAAGGGUGGCAUUGGAUGGGAAGAAAGCGUCCAUCGACGAGCAGUACAUCAGCAUCUCCCUGAACACACCCACUCUGGGCCACAAGAGGGUUCCCUCCAGGACUGCGGACAUUUCCCUAGACACUGACGAACAGGAGACCAAGGAAGCCGCUUCGGAGGUGGAGGAGGGUAUGAGUCUGACCAAUCAGCUGGAGGAACUGCGGAAAGAGGGCGGAGAUAAAUGGCUGGCCAUACUCAACGCUGACAAGAAAAAGUCUGAGAACGAGGUAGUCUCUUUGAGAAGAAGUCCAACGAAGAAAAAGAGAAAGUCUACUAAGACUCACAGAGACAAGAAGAGAACAACUCCUGAAGCAUCCCUGAAUGUGGAGGCAUCCCUCGUUGACCUAGAGGUGAACAUGUCUCCAGCAAUGGCUCAAAUGGUGGCAGCCAAACAGGAAACAGACUCUCCUCAAAACCUGACCACGUCCAUUAACUUCCUGGUCACGGUUCACGAGUACGUCGGGUCCCUACAGACCUUCUCGACGGGGGACAUGGACCAGCUGUUGCUCAACUGUCGUCUGGAGGAGGCCACCGUCAGCGUUGACCCCACCGUCAACAAGAUUCUAGAGGUCGUCAUGGCAGCCAACAGGACACGGGCGCAGAGGGACCUAGCCCUACUGAUGAAUAUGAAGGUUCACGAGGGCAAGCGAUUGGCUCUGUGUCUCCAGUUCAUGACCUUAGGCUCCUCCUCCAUGUGGGUGGUUUAUUGUGUCCCAACAAUGGACGCUCUCGUGAGAAUGUACAGCUGUGUACGGGCCACCAUGCGGAGCAGAUCAACGACUCCUGAGGCAUCACUGGCCCUCCUCGAAAUCACGAGCAUCGUCAGUCCUCAAUCGCCGACAAGUCCACCCUCCGAUACGCUCAGCCCAAAACUUGAGAUCACCGAAUCGAUGAGCAGUGCAGAACAAACCUUUUCAUUGUCUGAUAUCAAAGACGGCAGGCCUGCCUUGAGCCUCGAGUCUACCAACAGUAAAGGGUCAACGCAAAGCUCACUGAAUCUAACACAAUCUCCAAAUAGCAGCUUGAAACAAAACAGUAGCUUGGAUUCCGAUAUACUAACCAUAGAGUCUUCGAUAAAGCCACUGUCAAAUUGUAGCACACCCACCUCUCGCAAAUCUCCGAUACACCUGAACGAAAGGUCCGUCACCCCCGAACCAAACGUACAGUAUCACCAAGAGGUGAGACGAGAUCGUCAAGACGAAACAGCUAUCUCAUCUGCCGUAGAAAUCUCAAGAGCCUCUCGAGACUUCCUUGAAUCUGGAGUUUUCGAUCCACCCCCCGGGCAGGAUUUGAUUCCGUCGAAAAAUGUCACUCCAAAGACAGUUAAAAAGCCUGGACUUGAAAAUGAACAGUUAGCGAAUUUCUUCAGCGGUUUGGUUGCUAGUGACUGUAGUGAAGUGAUUGUGAGUGUGGUGUGGGGAGGGUGCUGCAUUACAUCGUCUCCGUCUUGCGAGAUUGAAACGGGGCUGAUUGUCAGCGACAAAGCCGUGUAUCUUAUGGAGGUCCUGGAUCCAUGCAAGCACAAAACGAGGAACUUAUCUUGGGAAACGGACAACCUGCCAUUGGCCUGUAUAAUGAGCUGCCCACUAGCGACUGUGACAAGGGUUGCAACUGGAGUAUUUGAUCAGAGCGUUUGUCUGGAAUUUAUCGAGAAAGGACUUCUCAAAUCGUUUGCACUUUUACCGAGAAAGUACGAUCAGAUGGUUGCUAUCACCGAAAACAUCAAAGCUGUCAUGGAUAACUUGAAAAUCUAUCACUGUGUUAUGACCACAAGAGAAACGAUCAUAGCUCCUCAACAAGCAGACGGAGCAUUGUUUGUAACCUCAGACAGUUCAGACCUUCUAAGGCUCAAGGAAGACCUCAUCUGGCCGAAAACUAUCGCUCAAGUUGGUAACUUCAUUGCUGUCACGUCCAAAAGCGAAACUGUACUCGCAAGUCAUUUCGAAACUGAAGUGAAACGAAUCUCAGAAGACCAAGCACAAAAGUUUGAAAUUGUCCAGCACGUGAUGGUGGGAGAGAUAUGUACCGAUGUCCUCCCUCUAAGUAUAGGUCAACCGCACCUCCGAACAAGAACUUUAAUUCUCACCAACGACACCAUUUAUCUGUGCAUUGAAUCUCUCUUGUCUUGGCCCCAGGGUGGGUCCAUCAAGUUCCCACUCCCCCGUACGGUCGUGUUGGACUCCCACCCUCUCAAAUUUGUGAGCAAGAUAAAGAUCUGUGACCGGGCUCAGCACGUUGUUGCACACGCCGACCCUGUGUACGAGUUUGUGAUCAAGUUUGAGGUUGUCAACGAGGUCCCCGGAACGGAGAAAAGUGUGUUUCGAUGGAAGUUGUGUGUGCAGGACCGCGAGUGUUUAGAUCAAUUUAUGGUGAAUUUGACGAAUUUCUCAAAAGAUUUGAGACAAGAAGAAUUGAAGACUGUGCACGCCACUGAUUCUAUCACUGACACUCUGUCUCUACAGCCAGUCUCAAAAUCGAGAAAAAUCUCAGUGCCGAAAGUGAAUGGAGGAAAAAGCCGAAACCCCGUGUUUUUUCAGAGUGAGGUACUGCUCGAUUUUGCCAAACAAUCUAAUUACCAGCGAGGAAAGUUUUUCAAGAAACAUGUGGCACAAGCCGAGUUUAUCAAGUCAGAUGAAAUUCCCUUAUGCACAUUUCUCGCUCACUGCUCAACUUCCAGCCCAACACAGGACCAUAUUGAGAUUGAAGUGUGCUUGUUGACCAGCAACUAUGCCAUUUAUCUACUGUCUGAUGUCGAUUCAAUUCGAAAAUGGAUGGACGAUGGAGGUGCCUUUUCUUUUCAGCGCAUGUCACUCCUCAGUAAGAAAGAUUCCUCAGACGUCAGAUGCUUCCAUCGAAUUUGGCUCAGCGAGGUAAAAGAAAUCAAGCUAGGCCUGUUUCAUCUCUCAGCAACUAUUUCGUAUGCACCUGCUAAAAGCAGUUCUCCGAGUCCGUCCAUUACCAUACACACGGACAACCAGUUUGCCACUGUCAGUCUACUCAGCUCCCUCUCGUGCACUUUGAACCUCCAAAACUCUGCUGAAGAAGAAGAAAUUUCCGACCUCGACUUCUGUGACCUUGUCUCUGAAUCUGUGGCCGCCCAGAAGAUCAAGAAAGGUUCAAAGAUGGACGUUGAAUGUAUUCCGCACCCGGACAUCAGUAUUGACAAAUUGAAGGAGAUUUUGAUCAGUAUUAGCCCGAGUAUUACGAGGAAUUCGUCAAUGGAAAACAUCACGAUGAGUAUGCAUGUUCUCUCUGCUCAAGUGAUGCUAUUGGUCGAAGAGUUGCAUAUACGAGACACAGUCAGCGUGCAAGCGAAACCACACCUAGUGCACCUGACAAAUUAUGGCCUGUACGUCUGUCGAAAUGCAAAGGAUGAAUACUACUCUCCGUCUGUUGCUGCUCCUAGCGAUCUAAGGGUUAAAAAAUGGUGCCAUAUUGAUUUAAUCGAACACCUGUCCAUCAAGCUACCUUCCCCACCCGCUUUUGUGAACCACACCCUCUACGUCUCAAUUCGAACUCCUCAAGCUACAAUGUCGACAAAAGACAGUGGAAUGACUUUCCUAGUACAGAACAGUGAACUGUUGCAUUUCUUUGUUCAUUUACUGUCCAAUCUUUGGUCCGUAAGAACAGGAAAAUAUUUACCAAUUAACACCCGUUGAUUUGUGUUGUUUAUGUAGUCACAUGUCGUCACGUCAUGUAUAUUUUAUAUGCUGUCCUUUUUGUUCAAUUAUGAUUAUUGCACUAUAACAAUGUGUGCACUUUAUAGUUCAAGAAUUAACGUAUGUAUUAUG
Messenger RNA from Halichondria panicea, 5445 nucleotides. RefSeq lists its product as uncharacterized. The record is from RefSeq and is a predicted model, not a curated record. Gene Ontology annotation, cellular component: cytoplasm. Gene Ontology annotation, molecular function: phosphatidylinositol binding; protein binding. Bases 103 to 5313 code for a protein of 1736 amino acids. NCBI's taxonomy places the organism in Eukaryota, Metazoa, Porifera, Demospongiae, Suberitida, Halichondriidae. The transcript has 20 exons.